Molecule: messenger RNA, 1203 nt
Organism: Anisakis simplex (herring worm)
Lineage: Eukaryota; Metazoa; Nematoda; Chromadorea; Rhabditida; Anisakidae
Source: the annotation of a GenBank genome assembly
AUGACCUCGUAUCCAUUUGUGUAUUGGGCACAAGAUGAAGAACGAGUGUUCCUGAGUGUUGACUUAAGAGAUGCAACUCCCAGAAAAAUUCAGAAUACAGAUUAUUCGCUAUCUGGAAAUGUGUUCGAAUUUCGAUCCAUUGGUACUGGUGCACAAGGGCGAAGGGAAUAUUGCUUUGAACUUGAUCUUUUCGACGAUGUUUCCACUGAUAAGGCUUGUUCAUUUCUUUUUCAUAUUUAUCUGCAUAUCAUACAUCGGCUGCUAUUGCGGUUACUGACUGAUCUGUUGAUAUUGUGUGCUGAAAUUGAAACAUUGAGAAUGUUCAAAUUACUUGGUUUGAAGGAAAAUAAUGAAAAUGGUCAACGAUUAACGUAUUCGCUGAAAAAGAAGACGAAAGGAUGGUGGCCAACAGUUACAAAAAAACCAACUCGUAUCUCAUGGCUCAGAGUUGAUUUUGACAAAUUCAAAGAUCCAGAUGAGUCAGACGAUGAUUUCGAAAUGCUCAACUCACCUCAGAGAAUGGCUGAACGAGAGAUGGAUGCACUUACGCAACAACUUUUGAAGGAAAAUACCAAUAAGCCAAAAUCAUUUUCUGAAAAACUCUCUGCAAAAUAUUUGGAUCGUUUUUGGAUCGAGAAAGGCUUCGCGUUCAGAGUUGCGACUGCAUUACAACUUUUGGAUGUUGCACAUGCAGCAGUUGGUAUCACGAAGAGUUCUUAUCAAACGGCUUUAUUACAGGUGGUCGGACGUCUGUUUGUAUUGCUUGUUAUUGAUGGCGAUGAGGAACUGCAUACAUCACGGAUCACGUUUGGCUUGAUGGUUGUGUAUUUCCUUAUUGAAAUGUUCAGAUAUCCGUAUUAUGCGCUGGGAUGUUUGAAAAUUAAUUUGUGGGUAGUGACAUGGCUACGUUAUACCGCAUGGAUUCCACUCUAUCCAACUGGUUUAUUGCUGGAAGCGAUAACAAUUUAUCGAGCUAUACCGUAUUACUAUACAAAUACGAAAUACAGUAUUGAAAUGCCAAACAUUUUCAAUAUCGCCUUCAAUUUUGGUGUAUUUUUGACAGUAUUGCUUAUGUUUGUGUUUCCAUUCAGUAAGUUUCAUUUUUCAUUCGAAAACGUUUCUCCUAUUCGUUCGUUGAUUAUCAGCAUUCUAACGAUAAGAGUUUUUCUAUCAGUGAAUCAGCAAAUGAUUUCCUCAGUUUAG